Molecule: messenger RNA, 1440 nt
Organism: Tarenaya hassleriana
Lineage: Eukaryota; Viridiplantae; Streptophyta; Magnoliopsida; Brassicales; Cleomaceae
Product: cell division protein FtsY homolog, chloroplastic
Exons: 12
Coding region: 50-1174 (374 amino acids)
Biological process (GO): SRP-dependent cotranslational protein targeting to membrane
Cellular component (GO): membrane
Molecular function (GO): GTP binding; GTPase activity; ATP hydrolysis activity
Source: RefSeq, a predicted model, not a curated record
AUUUUGUCCUUUUUCCCGCACAGCUCCACACUCUGCGAGGGCCGUGGCCAUGGCAUCUUCAGCUCACCUCUCGUUUCUCGCCGGGCGUUCGGCCCUUAUCUCCGGAGACGGCGUCAGGUUCUCCCCAAACCGGCCCGCAUGGUCCCGUCUCCGUUGCUCCGCCGGUCAGAGCGGGUUCUUCACGCGUCUGGGUCGCUUGAUAAAGGAGAAGGCCAAGAGCGACGUCGAGAAGGUUUUCUCCGGAUUCUCCAAGACCAGAGACAAUCUCGCUGUAAUCGACGAGCUCUUGCUCUACUGGAAUCUCGCCGACACCGACCGAGUUCUCGAUGAGCUCGAAGAGGCGCUGUUGGUGUCUGAUUUCGGACCGAAGAUUACGAUUAGAAUUGUCGAGAAGCUGCGGGAUGAUAUAAUGUCUGGGAAACUCAAGUCAGGAAGCGAAAUAAAGGAUGCAUUGAAGAACAGUGUUCUGGAGAUACUGUCCAAGAAAAGCAACAAGACAGAGCUUCAAUUGGGUUUCAGGAAACCGGCUGUUAUCAUGAUUGUUGGUGUUAAUGGAGGGGGGAAGACGACAUCUCUUGGGAAGCUGGCUCAUAGAUUGAAGAACGAAGGAACCAAGGAUUUGAGUGGACAUUGGAAAUUCAUGCUAAAAGGGGUUUCGAGCCUUUGUAAAGGUGAUACAUUUAGAGCCGCUGCAAGUGAUCAGCUAGAGAUAUGGGCAGAGAGGACAGGGUGCGAGAUUGUCGUGGCCGAAGGAGAGAAGGCCAAAGCGUCUUCAGUUCUCUCACAGGCUGUGAAAAGAGGGAAGGAGGAAGGUUUUGAUGUUGUUCUGUGUGACACUUCUGGACGUCUGCAUACUAAUUUCAGCUUGAUGGAAGAACUGAUUGCAUGCAAGAAAGCAGUGGGAAAGGUCGUCUCUGGUGCACCAAAUGAGAUCUUGCUUGUCCUUGACGGGAACACUGGCUUGAACAUGCUUCCACAAGCUAGAGAAUUCAACGAGGUUGUUGGAAUAACCGGCUUGAUCUUGACAAAACUGGAUGGAUCAGCCAGAGGAGGCUGUGUGGUCAGCGUGGUUGAUGAAUUGGGCAUUCCCGUAAAGUUUAUCGGAGUAGGGGAAGGUGUAGAAGACCUCCAACCCUUUGAUGCUGAGGCCUUUGUCAACGCUAUAUUCUCCUAAGGCCUAAACCCUAGUUUUCCGACUGCUUCUCAAGGGCCAUUCUCUUCUACAAAGGCAAACAUGCAUUCCCACCCGAGCAAAGCAGCUGCAGUUUCACUAGAUUGCUUCAUUCGGUGCAAAUAUCUCGGUAUGCAUACUUGUGCUGGGAGUGCAGUCCAUGUGCAUUUAGACACAAGUCAUUGAUCAAAAAGGAGAUGUAACUAACAAGUUGAGCAAUGCACAUGCAUAAAUAUAUCAGCAACCAUGCCGGUUUUUUUUUUUGGAUA